This is a messenger RNA of Capra hircus (goat), 7682 nucleotides long. RefSeq names its product SRY-box 5 (gene SOX5). Gene Ontology annotation, cellular component: nucleus. Gene Ontology annotation, molecular function: RNA polymerase II cis-regulatory region sequence-specific DNA binding; DNA-binding transcription factor activity, RNA polymerase II-specific. The record is from RefSeq and is a predicted model, not a curated record. The transcript has 19 exons. Gene Ontology annotation, biological process: cell fate commitment; positive regulation of chondrocyte differentiation; regulation of transcription by RNA polymerase II. NCBI's taxonomy places the organism in Eukaryota, Metazoa, Chordata, Mammalia, Artiodactyla, Bovidae. Bases 711 to 2963 code for a protein of 750 amino acids.
CCGCCGCACCCCCCUCCCCCCGGGGCGGGCGCCGGGACGAGCUGACCGGCGGCGGGUGCGCUGCCCUCGCCUCCCCCAUUGUUCCGACUGUCUUUUUGCCUUUUGUUAUUUGCACUCGCAUUGUGUUGUUUGUCUCUGAAGCCGCCUCAUGACCAGCCAAGGGAUUUCACCUCGUCCUUGAGAGCUACACGGGGAGCGCGAGCGAGCGAGCCAGAGACUGGGGGAGAGGGACGCGCGCGCGCACACAUAGACACACACACAGACACACACACACACACACACAUACAGAGUGAAAAAAGGCGAGCCACCAAACCCAUCUCCAGUCUCCUCCCGGGGGGCCCCCCAGCCCGCCACUGUGCCACUUUGCAUCCCGCGCCCGAGGAGACGCAGAGGAAAGCCGGUAAGGCUUCUUAACCAUCCACGGUGUAGAGACACACUUCAGGAGGAUCCUUAGAAGUCUGGGACAAGCUUCACCACACGUGGCAGGUGCUGUGCUGGCCAGCUGUGACCCAAAGAUGAUGAUAAGGAUGUUCCUGCCAACAAGGAGCUAGCGGGCCACAGGGAUUCCUCUUGCUAAUGACACAAGUCCUGUCUGAAUCUACUUACAAGAUUCUGAAGCCUGAACAGAAAAUUUUGGCACUGCACUGGCAUUGCAAGAAGUAGAUAAUAUCAAGGACAUCAGGAGUGGGAGAGAUUGGAGACUCAGCAGGAUGUCUUCCAAGCGACCAGCCUCUCCGUAUGGGGAAGCAGAUGGAGAGGUAGCCAUGGUGACAAGCAGACAGAAAGUGGAAGAAGAGGAGAGUGACGGGCUCCCAGCCUUUCACCUUCCCUUGCAUGUGAGUUUUCCCAACAAGCCUCACUCUGAGGAAUUUCAGCCAGUUUCUCUGCUGACGCAAGAGACUUGUGGCCAUAGGACUCCCACUUCUCAGCACAACACAAUGGAAGUUGAUGGCAAUAAAGUUAUGUCUUCAUUUGCCCCACACAACUCAUCUACCUCACCUCAGAAGGCAGAAGAAGGUGGGCGACAGAGUGGCGAGUCCUUGUCUAGUACAACCCUGGGAACUCCUGAAAGGCGCAAAGGCAGCUUAGCUGAUGUUGUUGACACCUUGAAACAGAGGAAAAUGGAAGAGCUCAUCAAAAAUGAGCCAGAAGAAACCCCCAGUAUUGAAAAGCUACUCUCAAAAGACUGGAAAGACAAGCUUCUUGCAAUGGGAUCAGGGAACUUUGGUGAAAUAAAAGGGACUCCUGAAAGCCUAGCUGAGAAGGAGAGGCAGCUCAUGGGUAUGAUCAAUCAGCUAACCAGUCUGCGAGAGCAGCUGCUGGCUGCCCAUGAUGAGCAGAAGAAACUGGCUGCGUCUCAGAUUGAGAAACAGCGCCAGCAAAUGGAGCUGGCCAAGCAGCAGCAAGAACAGAUCGCAAGACAACAGCAGCAACUUCUGCAGCAACAACACAAAAUCAAUUUGCUUCAGCAGCAGAUCCAGGUUCAAGGUCAACUGCCGCCAUUAAUGAUUCCCGUAUUCCCUCCUGAUCAACGGACACUGGCUGCAGCUGCCCAGCAAGGAUUCCUCCUUCCUCCAGGCUUCAGCUAUAAGGCUGGAUGUAGUGACCCUUACCCUGUACAGCUGAUCCCAACUACCAUGGCAGCUGCUGCCGCGGCAACACCAGGCUUAGGCCCACUCCAACUGCAGCAGUUAUAUGCUGCCCAGCUAGCUGCAAUGCAGGUAUCUCCAGGAGGAAAGCUCCCAGGCGUAUCCCAAGGCAACCUUGGUGCUGCUGUAUCUCCUACCAGCAUUCACACAGACAAGAGCACAAACAGCCCACCACCCAAAAGCAAGGAUGAAGUGGCACAGCCACUGAACCUAUCAGCUAAACCCAAGACCUCUGAUGGCAAAUCACCCACAUCACCCACCUCUCCCCAUAUGCCAGCUCUGAGAAUAAACAGUGGGGCAGGCCCCCUCAAAGCCUCUGUCCCAGCAUCAUUAGCUAGUCCUUCAGCCAGAGUUAGCACAAUAGGUUAUUUAAAUGACCAUGAUGCUGUCACCAAGGCAAUCCAAGAAGCUCGGCAGAUGAAGGAGCAGCUCCGGCGGGAACAGCAGGUUCUUGACGGGAAGGUGGCUGUUGUGAAUAGUCUAGGUCUCAAUAACUGCCGGACAGAAAAGGAAAAAACAACACUGGAGAGUCUGACUCAGCAACUGGCGGUCAAACAGAAUGAAGAAGGAAAAUUUAGCCAUGCCAUGAUGGAUUUCAAUAUGAGUGGAGAUUCUGAUGGAAGUGCUGGAGUCUCAGAAUCAAGAAUUUAUAGAGAAUCCAGGGGGCGUGGUAGCAAUGAACCCCACAUAAAACGUCCAAUGAAUGCCUUCAUGGUGUGGGCUAAAGAUGAACGAAGGAAAAUCCUUCAAGCCUUUCCUGACAUGCACAACUCCAACAUCAGCAAGAUACUGGGAUCUCGCUGGAAAGCUAUGACAAACCUAGAGAAACAGCCAUACUACGAGGAGCAAGCCCGUCUCAGCAAGCAGCACCUGGAGAAGUACCCUGACUACAAGUACAAGCCCAGGCCGAAGCGCACCUGCCUGGUGGAUGGCAAAAAGCUGCGCAUUGGGGAAUACAAGGCAAUCAUGCGAAACCGGCGGCAGGAAAUGCGGCAGUACUUCAAUGUUGGGCAACAAGCACAGAUCCCCAUCGCGACGGCUGGCGUCGUGUACCCAGGAGCCAUCGCCAUGGCUGGGAUGCCCUCCCCUCACCUGCCCUCGGAGCACUCCAGCGUGUCCAGCAGCCCAGAGCCCGGCAUGCCUGUUAUCCAGAGCACGUAUGGUGUGAAAGGAGAGGAGCCACACAUCAAAGAGGAGAUCCAGGCUGAGGACAUCAACGGAGAAAUUUAUGAUGAGUACGACGAGGAAGAGGAUGAUCCGGAUGUAGAUUAUGGGAGUGACAGUGAAAACCAUAUUGCCGGACAAGCCAACUGAUAAGGGUCAAAAGAUUGUUGUGACCUUAGGACUUAAAGAAGCCCUAGCUGGUUCAUCCUUACCAGUGGCCAAGCACAUUAACUUUCUCAUACACUGACUGUUACUUUAACUGUUAGUCUUAACUAGUUGGGACAUCAGCUGACUAAUAGACCUCAGCCUCAAAAGGCUUGGAAAGGAAAUAAAAAUACAACAAGCAGACAACAAUAUCAACAACAAGAGAUUGAAAUAAGCUAUGGGUAAAAUAAUGCCAGUAAUUCAGCUGCUACAUCCAAGCACUGAAGUCUUACCCGUCAACUUUUUUUUUUAAUAAACUUUAUGGCUGUUUGUUCUACAAUGUUCUAGAAAUUCUCACUCAGGUACACAGUGCCAACAAGUGGCUUGUGAAUGUGUUUUGUUGUUUUGUGCUACAAUUUUUAAAAGAAAUAAGUUUUGUUUUGUUUUUCGGGGUUUCUGGGUUUUUUCCUUUUCUUUUCUUUCCUUUGGUUUAUUUUUUGUUUGUUUGUUUUUGUUUUGUUUUGGUAAUGCACCUGACAGAAAAAAAAAGAAAGAUGACUUUCUCUUUCAUUCUCUCCACCUUCUCCAUCUCUAUACUUUAAAGAUGGAAGUCUGUGCAUGGGGGGGGCGGGGGAAGAGGGAAAAAGAGCCUGUUUUUAACUUCCUUGGUAUCCACCACAAAAUAAGCAAUCAUUUUCUUUAGAGGACUUUCCUUAUCUGUUGCACACCACACUACAUCUUUGAGUAAGUGCCAAAUUUGUACUGAAGUGUUGACCCAGUUGAUUUUUUUCCCUUUCCUUUUUCCUGUUCCUUCUUAAAUUAGGACAGUGUUAUAUCUUAGACAAUCCCUUGAAAAACCUGAAAUACCAGCAGCUGGUGAGAUUUGACUUUUUUUUCUUUAAUGGAAACUGUAGGUGCUGUUCUCAGGUGAAAAGAGAGAGAGAGACAUAAGAAAUUUAGAGAAAAAAAUAUUUUCUAAUCUUGGAUUUUUGUGUGUAUGUAUGUGUGUGAUUAUGGUACUAAUAGGAAUAAUGUUGGAUCAUUGUGAGUUAAACCCACAUCUGGGGAUGAAAUCCCACAUCCUUCUAAAUGACUGGUCUGGAAGCAUCCUUGACCUUGACUUUGCACUUCAAAUGACAACUUAACCAAUAUAGGGCUCAGAAAUUAUAUUUUUAAAUUUCUAAUAUGAUUAUUAUUGGAUGGAUCAGGUGGCCCUGUAUAGUAGAGGGGUGCGUGUGUAACGUGGAAGCCGAAUUCUCCCAGAUGUUCCACUAACAUUUGCUACUUAACGAUUUCUGUUUUGUUUUUCCUUUUGGUAACUUCGAGCAAAACAGUCGUUUCCUUUGAAUAUAUUUGCCCAUUUUCUAGAAAUAUAGGAUUAGCUUAUUUCUUCAACAUUCCAUCCUUUCCUGAUCAAGAAAUGGAACUGAUGAUUUUAUAAGGUAUUCUUAAUCCCUCCAUGAAAUGAGAUGGAGGCCAUUUGCAUUUCAGAAUUGUGGGCCAGGUACAUUUCAUGCCAUAAAAAGCAGGAUUUGUUCAGAAGUCAUUGCAACGCUUGCCACUGCUCUACUCUUGCUGUAAGAUGUAUCCUCUGAAGUCCAGUUUCUGAUUCCAGCAGAGUGUGUGCACAGAGCAACAACUGAUGGUGAAAGGACUGCUUAGUUAGACUUUGCUAGCCAAGUGCCAAGGCAGUUGUAGGGCUUGUUCAAAUAAAUGGGAAAUCAUCUAAAGUGAAUCAGCGCUGCUCAUGCUGAAGCAUUAGACAGUAAAUACUCCAACCAGUAGAUUGGAUGUGCUAUGGUUUUCACUCCAGUCAUCAUUUUCCUAUCCCACCCUCCCCAAACCUGACCCUUAAGUUUGAUUUUUACAUAUAAAUAAGAAAAAAAUCCCUUUUUAUUUUUCUCUCUCUCGAAAGACUUGCUCUGGGGUUUUGCUUGGAGGAGCUAAUCAUACCCUGCAUGUCAGAGACCUUGUUUUGUUUGUUUUUCUGUUUGUUUUUGAUGACUGUAUUUUCAUUUGAACUGCCUCUUUUUGCUAGUGUUGUAAUGAUGAUGAUGAUGAUAAAAUAAUAAUAAUAAUAAUAGUAAUAAUAAUAAUGGUCAGCUGUUCCCAGAUUAGUAAGUUAUGUAUAAUUUAUUUCUCCCUUUCUAUUUUAUUCUCCUCUGAUUUGGAAGUGCAGUCAAUAAGUUGUUAGAUAUUUAAAACAAAUUUCCAUCUCCAACACGUGUGUGCAUAUAUAUAUAUACAUACACAUGUGUGUAUAUGUGUGUAUGUAUAUAUACACACACACACACACACACACACACAUAUUCACUCACACUGUUUUGUUUCUCCUUCCAGAAGUUUUCUCCUUUUUAAAAAUUUGGCCCCAACAAACGUCAAGUUCUGGUGUUUUAAUACAUACAAGUGAAUUACUAAGAGGGUUGUGUUCAGUCUUAAUUAACUUAUGCUCUCUUCACUCAUUUUAUUUAAUUGCCACAGUCAUCUAGAGCCAAUUUUGUUUUUGUUUGUUUUGUUUUGUUUUUAAGCACUCUGGAUAAAAAAAAAUAGACACUUGUUUUUAUAUCGUUACUAUGUACAAUGUGAAAACAGAUUUUUAAAAAUUUGUUGUGUUUGUUAACAAAUUCUUUCUGACUCAUGUGCGUUCACCUCUCACUUUUGCUGGAUACUUAUUUCCCACCAUGUUAAAAAGAUGCUUUGUUUUCAUUUCAUGACUUUGGGCUACAAGAAUACUUUGUUUUAACUCCAGGUAGAUGCCUCAGAGGGCAUUCAUGACCGACACCAGUUCUAACACACUUACCAGUGAAUUGACAAAACACUUUUGUUGAGUCAUUUUUUGUUUUUCGUUUUUUUUUAUCUUGUUUUAUUUGAAGAGGAAAAUGAAAUUGUUAAUGGUGACCUUUAACAGCUGAAAUUCAAGAGUUGAUUUUAAUGUUACAUAGUUAGGUUUAUGUCAGAGAGGUGAAAAUGUGCAUGGGUUGAAACGAAGAGCAAGUUCAUAGCUUUGCAUUCUGUUCUCUUGUUUUGAUGUCCAAUUCACUGAGGGUCACAAUUGUUUUGCCUUAACUUUCCCCAAAAGAAAACAACAAAAUCAUGUUAAUGUUUAAAAUGCUUUGAAGUCAUUUGAUAAAAGGUGCUAUGAAUGGCAAAGUAUUGGGUUAGCACAUUGCCUUUGGGGCAUUUGAUAGGUUUAUAAGUUUCGUAAAAGAUCCUAAAACCUGUAUUCUUUUUCUCUGCCCCGUAAUGACCAAAAAAGACCAGAGAGAGGGAAUGCGAGUAAGAGCAAACUCAGAUGAACAUAAAGUCUCCCUUCUCUUUCAUUCCCUACCUACCUGUUCACUUUUCACAUACCACCCCCCACCCCAGUCUCUCUCUCUCUCUGUCUCUCACACACACACACACACACACAUGCUCACCCCAGUACUGAGGGAUAAUCUUGCCAGAAUUCUGUUUUUGUUUUUGUUUAUGGCUGUUGUAAUCAAUUUUUCUAAAAAUGCUCAUAUUUUAAUAUGAAUCUAGGAGAGCAUCACUGGAGAAAAUAGGUUACAGUUAUUCAUAUAUAAGAUACUAAGAAUUUGGCCAGUAACUACAAUUGAAUAAAAUACAAGACUAUUCUUCAGUCCACUUAUACCUAAAUUAGUUAAGUCGAUUCUUAACGUUUAUUUUGACAUCUGCAGUUAAGAGUUAACCAUAUAUAAAAUCCCUCCCAAAGAGCGUAAUCAUUAUUGCAACCAAAUCCUCUUUAUAAGAAACAAAUAUAAAAGAAUUUCUUUGAUGAAACCAUUUCAUAGAUUUGAUUUUGACAUAGGCAUUUUACCUUCAUUCAUUUAAAGAAAAUUAUCUUUAAAUAUUUUAUGGUCCAACUUCAGAUAUUUUCUUAAUCCAGAAGAUGUUAUUGUUCCCAGAAGAAAUGUCUUAUAUCACAUUGAAAACAUCAAAAAUCAUUACAUUUUCAUUUGUUCUGAUGGGUAAAUUAUUUGAAUUGUAAUAAACAACUGUAUAUUUACAAACAGGUUUAUAAAAUAUUUGUCUAUCAAGUUAAUAGUAAAAUAAAAAUUAUAGGGUCUGCGAGGAAAAAUAUGAAGCCCACUUAAAGUGGUUCAGAGAUCUCGUUCAUCUUAUAGGGCAUAGGUUUUUGUUUAGACAGGCUUUUACAGUAUUUAAUUUUAAUGUUUCCUAUAACUAUCGGUUUCCCAGGUUGAAGAUGUUAGGUUUUCUACUGAUUGAUUCCUGUCCUCCCCAGUGUUUCUGUCACUGGUUCACUAGAACAGUAUUUAUACAGCUCCACUGGCUCUAAAGCUCUUAGUCCUUCUAACAUUUUGGAUUUUAUGAGUAAAAAUGGGAAAAAGUAGAAAAGAGACAAUCAAAUGCCUGGAGCUUAAAACAAAGUAUGUGCAACCUACCAUCUCACUUGAAAUUUAAUAAAAUAAAUAAUUAUGUAAAUAUAACAUAGAGUUAUAGAUUUAUAUUUUGUUCAUAACACAUAGUGUAAUAUAAGUUGUAUAUUUUCAUGUUUUUGGUUUUAUGUUAUCAUUCAUGCCACAAUAAAAAUAAAACAGGAGUUUAUGUACUCUUAAAAAAAAAGAUGUGGGUUGCCACCAACCUGUUUUUUUUUUUUUUUUUUUGGUUUGUUUUUUGUUUUUAUUUUUUGUUUUUGCAUUCUCUUUUUUCAGUAUUACUGCCAUGCAAGGCACCAAUAAAAACAGCAAAUGUGUUCUUUACCUA